This is a messenger RNA of Anthonomus grandis grandis, 1535 nucleotides long. RefSeq names its product RNA-binding protein cabeza-like. The coding region runs from base 140 to 1252 and encodes 370 amino acids. Gene Ontology annotation, molecular function: transcription coregulator activity; RNA binding. The record is from RefSeq and is a predicted model, not a curated record. The transcript is spliced from 10 exons. Gene Ontology annotation, biological process: regulation of DNA-templated transcription. NCBI's taxonomy places the organism in Eukaryota, Metazoa, Arthropoda, Insecta, Coleoptera, Curculionidae. Gene Ontology annotation, cellular component: nucleus.
GAAGCGGCUACGGGUUCUACGGGCGCCUACUACGAGACGAAUUACGUCAGCGACCAGCGUCUUUCUCAGUCGCCAUCUUUCCGUCUUAGUUGCCGGUUAGUUAAGUUUUUGUUCCUCGUAUUUUCCAUCUUUUUUGAAAAUGGCGGACGGAUACGGUGGUGGUGGGUAUGAUUACUCACAACCCCCGCCGCAAUCAGGCUAUGCCAGCUACGGAGGUCAACAAGGUGGCGGCUAUGGUCAACAAAGUUACGGCCAAGACCCGUCGGGUGGUGGAAACUGGGGUCAGCAGGGAGGUGGUAGAGGACCUCCUGGGGGAGGUUAUGGAGGUGGCCAACAAGGUGGCUAUGGAGGUGGUGGAGGAGGCUACGGGGGUGGUGGCCAAGGAGGUUAUGGAGGAGGAGGCGGAGGCUAUGGAGGUGGCAAUAGAGAUCGUGGCAACUCUGGUGGUGGUUAUGGAGGUGGUCAACGAGGCGGUUACGGCAAAGGUGAUGGAAAUCUCGUUAUUCAACAGGACACGGUGUUCGUAUCCGGGAUCGACCCGAAUUUUACUGAGGAUGACAUUGCUGAUCAUUUCGGCUCUAUUGGUAUUAUCAAGAUGGACAAGAGAACCAACAACAAAAAAGUGUGGCUGUACAAAGACAAAAGCACCGGAAUGUCGAAGGGAGAAGCGACCGUGACAUACGACGAUCCCAAUGCGGCCAAAAGCGCAAUUGACUGGUUCGACGGCAAAGAUUUCCGCGGUUCGGUAGUGCGAGUACAGUUGGCCACCAAACGUGACAACUGGAGCGGCGGUCGAGGUGGCGGCGGCGGUGGUGGAGGUCGCGGCGGCGGAGGUUUCGGCGGUGGUGGCCGAGGAGGAGGCGGCGGAGGAUUUGGAGGAGGCCGCGGAGGCGGCGAUAGAGGUAGAGGGCGCGGAGGAGGUGGCGGCGGUGGUGGUCGCGACCGUGAAUCUAGAGACGGAGACUGGAGGUGUGCGAAUCCCGACUGCGCCAACACCAAUUUUGCCUGGAGGAACGAGUGUAACCGGUGCGGAGACUCUAAACCGGCCGGCGGUGGCGGCGGUGGUGGUGAUAGACGCGGAGGCGGCGACAGAGACGGCGGCCGCCGAGGUGGAGGCGGUGGUUUCCGCGGCGGCGAUCGAGGAGGUUUCGGGGGUCGAGGUGGUGGAGGUCGCGGGGGCGGCAGAGGCGGCCCCGGAGGUCCACGAGGCGGCGGCUUCGGAGGCGGAAGAGGUGGCGGAGGCGGACGGUAAGAUGGAUAGAGGCAGCGGUAGGGAUCGUCCGAAGCCAUACUAGACUUACCUUAAUAACUUAGAUAUAAGAAACUCCUUUUCUUUUUAAUUCGUGCAAGUAACUGGAUCGAAAGGUAUUAUUUAUAAGAGUUAAUAAUAUAAUAUGAAUGCAUUGUAAUGAUUCGGACGUCCCAACUACUAUUUAAGAUUCUUUUGUAAUUUUUUUAAACUUAAGUCUUUGUCGUUUUAUGACAAAUUUGUAUGUAUGUGUAACAUAAGAGAAAUAAAGCUUUUUCAGCUGUUA